UAGGGGUUAAUUAUUCGUUAUUCCGUUGGUUAGCGCGUUUUCACGGGAUUACCUAUUCCGGGGUUACUCAGUUGGUAAGGGAUAACUUAUUCUAAAUUUACUCAAUCAGUUAGCGCGUUUUUUUGUGUGAGAGUCACCCCUAACCGACCGAAUAACCCUAAAUAAGUAACCCCUAACCGAGUAAUCACAGAAUAAGUAACUCCAGCCACACGGUAUGACCAGGCACGUAUAAAAACUUUUGAAUGAAAAAAGUACCAUUCUUACCAAAUUUGCCCUAAUUUACACACAUUUUAUUCACCCCUGAAUCCCCGCCACUUUCCCUCUUCCCCCCAAUUUUCCUACCAAACCCCUCUAAACAAUCCAGAAAAUAGAAAUCAAUCAAAAAUGGAAGAAAACCCAGAAGAACCCCAAAAUCAAAGGAAGAAAAGCUCCAUAGUAAUAGAAAUCCCAUCAUAUCAAGAAGUUCUUCAGAAUAAUCAACUUAAAUCAACACAACCUUCUCUUUUCACCCCUUCUCAAUCCUUCACUCAAGCUUUUGCUUCCAUUAAAAAAUCCGAAUUCUACACUCCUCCUCCUGCUCCCCCUCCUUCUACCUUUAAUUCUCAAUCUCUCUCCUCAUCAAAUGCUUCUUCUUCGGCUUCGGCUUCGGCUUUGCCCUCUUCUUCUGGGCAAACUGGGGUUUCGAAUAAUAAUAUUGUUCAGAAGAGUAAUGCCAUCAUUGUCAGCCACAGGCAGAAAGGAAACCCUCUGCUCAAGCACAUCAGAAAUGUAAGGUGGAAUUUUGCAGAAGUUAUUCCUGACUAUGUACUGGGGCAAAACUCUUGCUGUCUUUAUUUAAGUCUCCGCUAUCACCUGCUUCAUCCAGACUAUCUUUAUUUUCGCAUAAGAGAACUACAGAAGAACUUCAGACUUCGUGUGGUGCUAUGUCAUGUUGAUGUGGAGGAUGUAGUAAAGCCUUUACUUGAAGUCACAAGAACUUGUCUGCUUCAUGACUGCACUCUUCUCUGCGCUUGGAGCUUGGAAGAAUGUGGUCGAUAUUUAGAAACGAUCAAAGUCUUUGAGAACAAGCCAGCUGAUAUCAUUCAAGGACAUAUGGACUCUGAUUAUUUAUCAAGGUUGAAUCAUGCCCUUACUGCUGUACGACAUGUUAACAAAACUGAUGUAGUUACACUUGGUUCCACAUUUGGGUCUCUUUCUCAUAUCAUAGAUGCUUCUAUGGAAGAUCUAGCCCGUUGUCCUGGUAUUGGGGAGCGUAAGGUUAAACGUUUGUAUGACACCUUUCACGAACCUUUCAAACGCGUGGUGCCAAACCGCUCUGAAGCCCCUCUGCAAAAUGAUCCAACUCCAACCUCCUUAGAAAGCGAACCACCAGCUGUUGACAAGGAAUCAGAAGACACUAGCAAGCGUCAGAAAAAAGACCCAGAAGUGAUCUUAAAAUCAGCUUUGUCUGCAGCCUUUGCAAAAUAUUCAGAUAAACUUGGAAAGAAAAGCACUCCAUCAGAUAAAGAAAGUGGUGAAGGCUCAAACAUCCAAAAAGAAUCGGAAGCUGAUUCAGAAAUUUGAAGUAAGAAUCUUUACGUUUGAAAUCUCUCUUGGUGAUUGAGUCUUGGCAUAGACCCCCCCGAAAGUUUUGUGGUAAUAUAAAAAGAAAAUUCUAUCUCCUAAGAGCAUAACUAUCUGGUGUUCCGGUUUUAUCUACUGGUAUUUCUUUUCUGGACUGAUAUAAUAGUCUCAUGUAACUAUAUCUGUGUUGUAGCUUUAGCUUAGAUUAUAUGUUAGUUGAUGUAAACGUCUAUUAAGGAAAUAGUGCAUCUUUACAAAUGUAAAUGUAGGCUUAGAAUGUAAUAGUAGGAAAUUUCCUUUGCUAAUUGGCAGAUGACAAGCUGCAGCAUGCAUUUAGAGCACAUGACAUGGUCCCAAAAGUGGCAGUGACAUUUAAACAUGGGUUUGUAUUGCUUUUGGCUAUAAAUUAUGGAGUAUACCGAAAGACUCAAUAAUAAAUGUAGCAUUGUAUGAUUUAUUU
Chenopodium quinoa (quinoa) is the source of this 2023-nucleotide messenger RNA. Its product is annotated as DNA excision repair protein ERCC-1-like. Gene Ontology annotation, biological process: UV-damage excision repair; meiotic mismatch repair; nucleotide-excision repair. Gene Ontology annotation, molecular function: damaged DNA binding; single-stranded DNA binding. The transcript has 9 exons. The record is from RefSeq and is a predicted model, not a curated record. The coding region runs from base 385 to 1563 and encodes 392 amino acids. Gene Ontology annotation, cellular component: nucleotide-excision repair factor 1 complex; nucleus; ERCC4-ERCC1 complex. NCBI's taxonomy places the organism in Eukaryota, Viridiplantae, Streptophyta, Magnoliopsida, Caryophyllales, Amaranthaceae.